This is a messenger RNA of Blepharisma stoltei, 690 nucleotides long. The record is from the annotation of a GenBank genome assembly. Lineage: Eukaryota; Ciliophora; Heterotrichea; Heterotrichida; Blepharismidae.
AUGGAAAAAGUGAUAUUAAGCCAAGUUGACGGUAGAGAUAUUGAAGACGUCGAUGAGCUGAUUUUAGAUGCAUGGCACGGCUCAGAAAUUUCUUCUGAAGAGAAAAAACUGAUUGAGGAAUACUCCAACCUUGAUUUUUUGAGUUUCACAGGCUGUGGUUUGGAUUCUCUGGCCAAUUUUCCUUAUCUCCCAAGUCUCCUUAAGCUUGAACUUGCAGAGAAUAAUAUCAAGAACGGCUUAGAAAACCUAACACAAUUAACCGAAUUGAUCCAACUUUCCUUAGCAGGCAAUCAAAUUUUAAGCUUUGAAGAUUUAAAGCCUCUUGCCAAGCUUCCUAAACUUCUUUGUUUAGAACUCUUUGGCUGCCCCAUUGCAGAGGUUGAAGAUUACAGUAAAAGCAUCUUUGAAUUGAUGCCAGGUCUCCAAGUUUUAGAUGGCUGCGAUAUAAAUGGCAAUGAAGUCUCCUUGUGCAGCAAUGAAGACGAAGAUGAAGAUAUCGACGAGGACGAGCUUGCACAAAUUUUAAAUAAUGAAAGCAGCGAACUUGAAGAAGAAGAAGAGGAAGAAGAGGAAGAAGAAGUAGAAAGUGAAGAAGAAAGCGAAGAAGAAGAGGAAGAGCUGCCGAAAAAAAGGCCUGGGAAUAAAAACCAUAGCGAUGAAGAUGUCAGGAAUAAUAAAAAACACAAGUAA